Molecule: messenger RNA, 1248 nt
Organism: Callorhinchus milii (elephant shark)
Lineage: Eukaryota; Metazoa; Chordata; Chondrichthyes; Chimaeriformes; Callorhinchidae
Product: WW domain-binding protein 2
Exons: 8
Coding region: 24-815 (263 amino acids)
Biological process (GO): positive regulation of DNA-templated transcription
Cellular component (GO): nucleus
Molecular function (GO): chromatin DNA binding; transcription coactivator activity
Source: RefSeq, a predicted model, not a curated record
UUCCGGGCAGCGGGAGGGGAGGAAUGGCGGUCAACUGCCCCCCACAGCUCAGCGGCUCCAGUGUGCUGAUGUCAUAUGAUCAUGUGGAACUCUCAUUCGGUGACAUGGACAACAUGCCAGAUAUCUUCAAAGGCUCAAAGAAAGGAAGCGUUUACCUGAUGUUGUAUCAAGUGGUCUUUGUGACAAAGGAUAUGAGAGAGGCACUGAAGUCCUUCACAAUGCCAUUUUACCGGAUGAAGGGUUGUGAGGUCAAGCAGCCAAUGCUGGGUGCUAACUACAUCAAAGGGACAAUUAAUGCUGAAUCAGGAGGAGGCUGGGAAGGAUCAGCAACAUUUAAACUUACAUUUACCAGUGGUGGAGCAAUUGAAUUUGGACAGAGGAUGUUGCAGAUAGCAUCGCAGGCCUCCAGAGGUGAAAAUCCAGGUGACACAUACAGUUUUAUGGCAGGUGCUGCUUACAGUUAUACACCAUCUACGGAUUCUGGAAUAUAUCCCAUACCACUUUCCACAAACUAUCCUCCUCCUCCAAUUGGAUUUUACCCGGGGCCACCUCCAAUGGAUGAUGCCAUACGCUAUCUGCCUCCUCCUCCGCCUUAUCCAGGACCAAUGGCUUUUCCAAGUGCAUGUACGCAGAUGCCAAGCACCCCUGCAGAGAUGAAGGCUGCAGAAGCAGCAGCGAGCGGCUACAAUCCCAGCUGUGCCCCAGCUCCCAGGGAACAGCCGCCUCCAUACUCGCCUUCUGACCAAAAUCAACGACCACACAGUGAGGACCCAAGCAGUACCUUGCCUCCAAGUCAUCCCAACCAGAAUCAGUGAGCAUACAGCAAGAUGCCCACUCUGCAUUGCCCUAUCUAUACCCGUCCAACAGCUGCAGGAGGCUCUGUAUUGCCCCACACAUUACCAAGCAGAAUCAGUGAAUGUACAGACAUUACCCCUCAUUGGCUUUCCAUGCUUCUCUAUUGUCUGCUGAGCUGUUGAGACUGAAUACGUGAGUUCCGCAGAGGGCACGAACAUCGGCCCAUGAAAUCCGGACUUCAUCUUAGCACCCGACCCCACACGGGAGAGCAGCGAGGAACAUGCUCGCUCUUUCUCUGCACGUCAAUAAGAGAAUGGCAGGGUUGUACAUAGUGAAGAGAACGAUGAACUGCGACCAAUUUAUUUUGGGCAGAGGAGGACCAAUGAUGGGAUGUUAACUUCAGUGCUGUAUUACUAACGAGGCUCUGUUGAUAAAGGAUGUUUGUGUUGUUGA